AUGGCAACUACUAGUUCUGCAGUUUUCUUUGCAUUGUUGAUCUUAUUGUGUGCAGGAGGAUAUGGUGAGGCUCAGCUGACCCCGACGUUCUACAAUGAAGCAUGCCCCGAUGUGAAUCUCACUAGCAUUGUCCGUGGAGUCAUUCAGGAAGCUUUGCAGACGGAUCCACGUAUCGCUGCAAGCCUCAUUAGGCUUCACUUCCAUGAUUGCUUUGUCAAUGGUUGUUAUGCAUCAAUUUUGCUGGACAACAGUAGCAGUGUCGAUGGCAUAGACAGCGAGAAAGCAGCCUUUCCGAAUGUCGGGAGUGGUGGAUUUGAUGUUGUGGACAAGAUUAAGACUGCAUUGGAGAAUGCUUGUCCCAGCACGGUUUCUUGUGCUGAUAUUCUUGCCAUUGCAGCAGAAGAGUCUGUUUCUUUGUCUGGAGGCCCCUCAUGGACAGUCCUACUAGGAAGAAGGGAUGGAACAACAGCAAACCGAACAGCUGCUAAUGAAGCCCUUCCAGCUCCCACUUCAAACCUUGAUGUACUCAAGUCCAAGUUCUCAGCUGUAGGCCUAAACACCACCGAUCUGGUUGCACUAUCCGGUGCUCACACAUUUGGACGCGCCCAGUGUCAGUUUUUCACUGAUCGAUUAUACAACUUCAACAACACAGGGAGUCCUGACCAAACCUUAAACUCGACCUACAUAGAAACCUUGAGAGGCAUAUGCCCACAAAAUGGGAAUGGGAGUGUCCUGGCCAAUUUUGAUCCCUCAACACCUGAUGGUUUCGACAGCAACUAUUUCUCUAACCUUCAAGUUCAUAAGGGUCUACUCCAAAGCGACCAAGUGCUGUUUUCGACUAGCGGGGCUGAUACCAUUGACAUGGUUAACAACUUCAGCGUUAAUCAGACCACAUUCUUUGAGAGCUUUGUGGAAUCGAUGAUUAAAAUGGGGAAUAUAAGCCUCUUGACAGGAACUGAUGGAGAGAUUCGAUUGAACUGCAGUAGGGUUAACGAAGAUUCAUUUGGAUCAUCUGCUGCUUUGCUAGCUGAGUACUAA
This is a messenger RNA of Rosa chinensis, 1038 nucleotides long. Its product is annotated as peroxidase A2. The record is from RefSeq and is a predicted model, not a curated record. Gene Ontology annotation, biological process: response to oxidative stress; hydrogen peroxide catabolic process. NCBI's taxonomy places the organism in Eukaryota, Viridiplantae, Streptophyta, Magnoliopsida, Rosales, Rosaceae. The coding region runs from base 1 to 1038 and encodes 345 amino acids. The transcript has 7 exons. Gene Ontology annotation, molecular function: peroxidase activity; heme binding.